GAAAAAAGAAAAGGGCUUUAAGGUGUGAAAAGCGGAAGCAAGCAGAAAGAAGAGAAGAGACAUGGAAGCAGCAGCAGCUACAACGACAAUGGCAGAAAGAGUGAGAAUACAUGUUGGAGGAUUGGGAGAGAAUGUAACGAGAGAUGAUCUUUGCAAUCUAUUAUCAAAAGUUGGUAUUGGGUUUCAAUCUGUUGAUAUUAUCAGAACCAAAGGCCGCAGCUUUGCCUACAUCGACUUCUUACCCUCUUCCGUCAGUGCUCUUCCCAAGCUCUUUAACACUUACAAUGGAUGUGUUUGGAAAGGUGGGAGGCUGAAACUUGACAAGGCUAAAGAACAUUAUCUUGAUCGCUUGAAGCGCGAAUGGGCUGAAGACGCACAGCUUGCGAAUAGUACAUGUAGUGAUGAUGUCAAUAACGAUGCGGAUAAGCAGAUGGAGUCUCCACGAAAGACCAAGAAAGACCUCAGUUUGGAUAAGAAGCAACUGAGGCUUUUCUUCCCAAGAUUACAAAAGCUGAAAUCAAUACCAUUCAGUGGAACUGGGAAGCAUAAAUACAGUUUUAGACGUGUUGAAGUUCCUUCUCUUCCAUUGCAUUUCUGUGAUUGUGAAGAGCAUUCUGGUUCUCUUCAUGCUCCUAAAGGAAAACAGAUUCCUGUUCUCGAAGAACAAGGUGGUGGGGUAAAUCAGGAAGAACUUGAUUUGAUGAUUUCUGUGAUGAAUAGGCUGUUUGAGAUAGAAAAUGUCUCAGGUGCUCCACAUAGUGACAAUGAAUUAACCAAAGAAGAAGAUUAUAAUACCAAUGCAACUGAUAAUCCGCAACUUGAUGAGAGUGAAGGAUACUCUACAGCUGAUGAAGAUGACCUUAUAAUUAAUGUGGUCAGCCGAAGGAAGGAAACAGCAUUUAGUAAUCAGGAGUCAAAAUUAAAUAAAAGACAGGCUUCUGAAGACAGACCGGCUCAGGAAGUGCUCAGAAAGCGGACAAGAAACGAUAAAGAAAAUGAUACAAAUAAUUAUGUAUCUGUCGCUUCUCAAGGUAAGGGGAGCUUGCAGGCUCCUUCAAAUGGGCCAGGGAUGCUCUCUGGAGAUCAACUUAUUGAAUCACAAUCAAUUGUCAAACAAUCAGCUCCUGGUGUUUCAUGGUCACAGAAGUCUUCUUGGAGAGAACUUGUGGGGAAUAGGAACAAUAAUGCAAUCAGUAUCUCUGACAUAUUGCCUGGUAUUUCUGCUAAUAAGGAAGAGGAAACCAAAUCUGCUGCCACACUAAACUCCAACAAAGGAAAAAACAAAGAGUUAUUGAAACAUGAAAAUCAGAGAGGUCAGUUGGAUAAAGCGGAAGUGGAAGGUCUUGCAGAAGCUCAGGAUACCAAAAUGGAUUUUGCUUCAGAUAAGGCAGGCAGAGGUUCUGCAUGGCUCCAUAAAGCUUCAUGGACACAAUUGGUCAACAGUAGUAACAGCAAUUCAUUUAGCAUCACUCAAAUCUUGCCAGGUGUUACUUUUGACAAGCAUGAGCCAGCAAAAUCCGAUGGUGAUAUUAUUGCCGAUUCUAGAGGUUUCAAGCAUGGUGAUACAGUUGAAACAGGUAAAAAUGAACUUACUAUAGAUGGUACUAGAGAUUUUAGAGUCGGAAGGGAUGGUGUUGCCAAAGAAACUCCAGAAUCUAGCCGGCUCAUUGUUAUUGGCAAUAACAAUACUUCAGCUCCAACAAAAGACAGAAGCUAUCCAGUAACGGAGGAGAAAGGUAGUGGAGUUGUUGCAAUUGAUGAGACUCACCUGUAUAUGAGGACUGAGGAAUCAAAUACCAAUACUUCACCUCCUACAGAGAUAAAAAACAAUUCAGCAACAAAGGAAAAAGGUGGAGUUGUUACAAUUGGUGAGACUCGCCCAUUUAUGAGGACUGAGGAAUCAGUUAAAGAGUGGGCAAAUAUUAGAGCAGCUCUAAGUGGGUCACGCAAAAGAACAAGCAAGGGGCAAUAGUUGCAUGAGGCAUUUACUAGGUUUGGUUGGCCUACUAUUAAUUUUUUCUUUUUGGCUAGCGACACCAGUGUUGAAUUAGAGGUAAGUAGGGUUCAUUUUAUGCCAUGUUACUGCUCUUGCAGGAGGAGGAAAUAUCUUGCAAUAGUAAAGAUAGUGAUGGUAUAUAUCCAUUCUAUCAUAACUAUAGCAUAUGCAUUGAUGGUCAUAUUAGCAAUGAUGACAGUGCUGGUGGUGAUAAUGAGUGCAAGGGUCUGCAAUUUUUGUAAUGGUGGGGAGAAUGAUCUAAACAUUGACAUGGUUUUCCAAUUAGUCUAUUAGAAGAUUAUGUCUCAAUUGUAUUUUGAUUCAACAGGCUAUUCUUUCAUAUUUGAGCACUAUCUUCAAUGUUUAUUUUCUGGACUUGUUGUAUGGAACUGAAAGAUAAUUUUUCAUCAUCUUGAGCCCUUGUAUGUUUUCCGGAUCGUGGAUGAUCAGCAAAGGUAUGACAAAUUGUCCUAAUUUGAUUGACUUGCAGAAACCUCCAGAAUUGGAGCACAAAGACUUGGGAUCUAAGUUGCAUUUCCUCUAUGUUUGUUUGUUUUAGCUGACUUGUAUUGAUUGUAAACCUAUUUGGUUGGAAUUUGAUAUAUAGGCUUCAUUUGUGUUCAA
Messenger RNA from Ricinus communis (castor bean), 2620 nucleotides. RefSeq names its product protein REPRESSOR OF SILENCING 3. The record is from RefSeq and is a predicted model, not a curated record. Gene Ontology annotation, cellular component: nucleus. Gene Ontology annotation, molecular function: RNA binding. The coding region runs from base 62 to 1972 and encodes 636 amino acids. NCBI's taxonomy places the organism in Eukaryota, Viridiplantae, Streptophyta, Magnoliopsida, Malpighiales, Euphorbiaceae. The transcript has 4 exons.